Messenger RNA from Prorocentrum cordatum, 679 nucleotides. The record is from the annotation of a GenBank genome assembly. Lineage: Eukaryota; Dinophyceae; Prorocentrales; Prorocentraceae.
AUGCAGCGGCGCAAGAAGCGGUCGCCUUCCGUGUGGGGCAAGUUGAUGGAUUUCCUCGACAUUCACAACCCGCGCGCGGUGCUCGAGAACUCCUUGCGCAACUUCGCCACGCUCACCGUGGGCGACAGCAUCGUCAUUAAUUACAACCAGAAAACCUACGAGAUCGAGGUCGUGGAGUGCAAGCCCACGAAUGCCAUCUCCAUCAUCGAGGCGGACGUGAACGUGGAUUUUGCGCCGCCGAAAGACUACCAGGAGCCAGAGCGCCAGGCACCGGCCAGCAGCAGUUCCUUCACCGCGAAGGUCGAGGAGAGCGAGGUGCCCGUGGCGCCGCCGCAGGAGACGGGCCCGAAGCUCUUCGGCGGCCAGGGCCAGCGCGUAGACGGCAAGGCGAUCAAGACGCCGCAGGCAUCCCCUGCGCUAGGCCCAUCGGCACCUCCAGUCGAGGAUCUGAAUGAGCUUAUGCCCUGGAAGAACAGGCUACACCGAGGCGUGAAGAUGGUUAGGGCGCCGCCCGGCAUAGAGGGCGGCCACAUGACUGGCCGGAAGGCUGGCGGGGCCAUCCCGACGUUGAUCGAGGACCACCCCCGCGACCGUUUGCGGCGCGCGGCUCCCGCUCCGUUUGCGCGGCGCGAGCACGGCUGCAGCGUCUGUCUGGAGGCCAUGAUGGGCAAUUGUGUAG